Messenger RNA from Camelina sativa (false flax), 1581 nucleotides. RefSeq lists its product as uncharacterized. The record is from RefSeq and is a predicted model, not a curated record. NCBI's taxonomy places the organism in Eukaryota, Viridiplantae, Streptophyta, Magnoliopsida, Brassicales, Brassicaceae.
UUGUACUCUGUGUUCUUCGUCAGCUUCUUCUUCUAUCUUUUUUACUUUUAUUAAUAUACGACGACCAAAGCAAAAAUCUUCUUUCUCUCUUCGCUUCUGUGUUUUCUCUCUACUUUACCUCUUUCUCUCUCUGUCUCUGUGGAUCGAAAUAGCAAACUUAACGUCCACGAUUUGGUUUCCUCUUUUAAUCCGAUAAAUCUCCGGAGGUGUUCUUCGUGGUAGUCUGUUUCUAUGCCAUUUUGCCGAGAAAAUGGGAGAAGUUAAGGGAUGUUGGAAAGUAGGACGAAUGCUGCCAAAGGAUAAGUCUGCAAACUCCUACAACGUCUCUCUUCUGUUAUCUCCUGUUGUUUCUGUUUGGGAUUGUAUCGUCCGUAAAAUGAGGUAUACCUACAUACCUGAGUGGGUGUAGUAUUCUUUGAGAUCGUUGCAUCCCCUGGUUCUAGUGAGUUUAGUUCAGUUAUUCAGUUGGUAGAAUCAGCAAAGUAAGCAAGGAACAGAAGAAGCCAGUUGAUAACAUUUAGUAAAUGUAUAUUUUUUAGUUUAUUUUUUUUCACUUUGGAGAGUGUCCAAAAAGCCAGGCAAACAAAGACUUGUAGCAAUCAUGGAUAACAGUAGCUCGAUGCGCAAACAAGCUCAGCCGACUGUUAGAAAAGCAAAGAAGAAGCAAGUAAAAGAUGAAGUGGACCGAAUCAAACAAGCUGAGAAGAAAAAGAGACGCCUUGAGAAAGCCAUUGCUACUUCUGCGGCGAUCAGGGCUGAGCUAGAGAAGAAGAAGCAAAUGAAGAAGGAAGGACUGCUAGAGGCAGCAGCAGGUGAAGAAGAUUCACCAGAGGCUGCAAAGAAGAAGCAGGAGAGAGACGAACUAGAGCGUAGCAAACAAGCAGAGAAGAAAACGAUACAGCUUGAGAAAUCCAUUGCUACUUCCGCGGCCAUCAGGGUUGAGCUAGCUAAGAAGAAGCUUAAAAAGCUCGAGGAACAAAAGAGAUUGGAUGAGGAAGGUGCCGCCAUCGCAGAGGCUGUUGCUCUCCACGUCUUGCUUGGUGAAGAUUGUGAUGACUCAUACCGAAACAUGCUUAACCAAGAAACAGAAUUCAAACCAUGGGACUAUACUACCAAAUUCAAUUUUUCUAGUGGUGGAAGAAACAGAGUAUUUCCUCACCAACGCUGCUCGAGCUAUGCGGUUCAUCAUAGUAACAACAGACCAAGAGACAGUAGUAACUGGUUAGUCUCAUAUGAGCCUUUCGCAAGGGCAUGGGAUAGCAACAACAACAACAUGGGAAUAUCAACUGAUUUGAUUGCUGCUCAAGCUGUGUCGUCACUACAGAUCUCUGAGAGUAAUGACGUGAACGCAAUUGUCUUCAAUGGGAUGUUCAGAAGAUAACGGAAUCAUACUCCCAAAGAAUAAAGCACUUGUAAACUAUUUAAAGUUUGUGUGCUGUUUUUUUUUUUUUUUAAUUUUAUUUUACUACAUAGCAAAAGAAAAAAGAAAGAAACCUUUGUGUCUCUUACACUCUGAAAUUAGUACCAUCUCUCUUUUGUUUUCUAGAGAAGUGAGGCUCAUAUGAUUUGUUUUGGUUUCUU